Molecule: messenger RNA, 1149 nt
Organism: Hydatigera taeniaeformis
Lineage: Eukaryota; Metazoa; Platyhelminthes; Cestoda; Cyclophyllidea; Taeniidae
Source: the annotation of a GenBank genome assembly
AUGUUAAAGGGUCUGCGUAAACGCAUUUUUGAGGACAUCACCUUUACUGCGGCUAUCUCCACACCAAGAGCUGUUUUAGUUUCCUGCCUUGAGGACAAGUUCGUCUUCUUUGAUUCCUCCUCCCUCAAAAAGUCUUCUUAUCGGGUCGAAGGCUCUUCUAGAUGUGUAGUCAUGGAUUUCGCUCGUGCAACCACUAACAUAUUCCUUUCCGGAGAUUUUGAUGGCAUUGUACGCCUAUGGGAUCUUCGUAAUCCUCGACAUCCUACUAGUGCUUCCAGAGCAGGUCGCAGUUUUCUGCCCAUGGGCGCUACGUUUAAUGCUGCAGCAGUCAGCGCUGAUGCAAGCCUUGUUUGUGCCGGUUCGUGUGCGGUAGCAGGCAAGCGAAAGCAUAUCGACAAAAUGGGCAAGAAGAGCAAGCGCCCGCGCAAAAGCCUUGAUGGGGACAUCAAUGAUAGCGGAGACGGCGAUGAACGCGAUGUUGAUAGUGGAGGGGAGCCCUCUGCUUAUUUGGUUUACUGGGAUACGCGGUGGAUGGAGCAACCUCUACUAAUGCUGAAUGACAUUCACUCCGACGAUGUGAACCAUCUCGUAUUUGAAACAAAUUCCACUCAUGCGCCCUCCAGGCUGCUUAGUUGUGCUGAUGAUGGUCUGGUGUGCCUGACUGAUCCCACUGCUCCUCCUGAGGACAGGCUAAUUGAGGUAUUUAACGCGGAAUGUCAGGCCAACUACUGUGGGUUCCUCAAUCCUGCUGUCUCCACAGACGCCAAUAUCGGUAUCUAUGCCUUCUACAACAUGCGUUCUCACGUCACAGUGUGGCCGUUAGCUUCAGAGGAGAUUGAUUCCCAGUGGCGGAGGUUGAAAACACCUACCCAUGCACGAUACCUUCUUUCUGCUACUCGUCUACCGGGUCUUCAGCCAGCUAUUUGUCUGUUGAGCACCUCGGCGGUGAAACGAGAUAUUCGACUUUCAUUUGUGAAUCCAGAAAAGGCGGAAAUUGUUACCAGGAGACGGUUGUUUAAGGAGGACUAUAAAUUCGACUGUGACGCCUUCUACGCUGAUGUUGUGUGUUCUUCAACGAUGGAAGAUACUUUGGAAGUCCUGGUGGUGACGCGUCACUCCAUUCAUCGACUAAUGGGCAAAGUGACCUAG